AAAAAGCAAAAAUAUAAAAUAAUGGUUAAGGCUUCUUAAGACCCAAAAGAUCCCACUUUUUAAAUGAGAAUUAGAUAAUAUGUUGUUUCAGCUGUUAAAUUACCUAUUUCAAAAGAUUAACCUGAAAUUCUUUAAAUGAGAGUUUUCGCAAGAGACGAAGUAACUGCCAAAACUAAAUUCUGGUACAACAUGAGAAAAUUAAACAAAAUUAAAAGAUCAUAAGGAAGAAUUCUUUCAGUAAAUGAAAUUUUCGAAAAAAAUACUAGAUAAAUUAAAACAUACGGAAUCGCUCUUAAAUAUUAAUCCAGAACUGCUAUUCAUAAUAUGUACAAAGAAUUUAGAGACACCACAUUGAAUGGAGCUAUUUCAUAGCUUCAUAUGGAAAUGGCUGGUAAUCAUAGAGCUAAACCUGAUACUAUUUAAAUUAUCAGAACUGCUACUCUUUUAAAGAAGAGUGAUAUUAGAAGACCUAAAUCACUUGAAAUGAGAGAUUCUAAAUUAAAAUUCCCAGUUAUUAAAACUAUUCAUAGACAUUCCGAUAAAAAAUUCAGAAAAGUUUACAAGGCUGUUAGACCUAAUACUUAUGUUUGAGUUAAUAAAAUAAUAAUAAGAAAAUCUAUGUUAAAUAUAAAUAAUAAAAGAGAAAAUAUAUAUUAUUUUUAUGUUUUUUUUUUUAUUUGUAAGAUUUUUCUAUUUUAAAUAUUUAAACAUUUUCGAAU
This is a messenger RNA of Ichthyophthirius multifiliis, 719 nucleotides long. RefSeq lists its product as hypothetical. The transcript is spliced from 5 exons. Gene Ontology annotation, molecular function: structural constituent of ribosome. Gene Ontology annotation, biological process: translation. Lineage: Eukaryota; Ciliophora; Oligohymenophorea; Hymenostomatida. The record is from RefSeq and is a predicted model, not a curated record. Gene Ontology annotation, cellular component: ribosome; cytosolic large ribosomal subunit.